AGGUAUCGCGCACUGAGACGUUGCUCGGGAGCGCGCACGCCGUGUGCAAGGAGGGCUGACGUCAACGCGCCCUUAAGCUCGAAAAUGCUUAGGAGGGUCGCCGGAGCUGUGGUCACUUCAAUGCGGGAAGACAUGCGAUUUUACCUGCGAUAAAAGGGGCUGUACGGUAACACCGGGUUGGUGUCGCAGUCGUCCAGCUAGGCCUGAGCUUGCGGUCUUAGGUCAGUCCUGAGUAAGCCAGCAGUAGCCGGCGACAUUCCUGGAGGGAUGUCGAAUCCCGGGACUCGGCGGAACGGCUCCAGCAUCAAAGUCCGGCUGACAGUAUUAUGUGCCAAGAACCUGGUAAAGAAGGACUUCUUUCGUCUACCGGACCCUUUUGCCAAGGUCGUAGUUGAUGGAUCGGGACAGUGCCAUUCUACGGAUACGGUGAAGAGCACUUUGGAUCCCAAGUGGAACCAGUAUUAUGACCUAUAUGUUGGGAAGAGCGACUCCAUAACUAUCAGCGUGUGGAAUCACAGGAAAAUCCACAAGAAGCAGGGAGCCGGCUUCCUGGGCUGUGUCAAGCUGCUGUCCAACGCCAUCAGCAGGCUGAAGGAUACUGGCUACCAGCGUCUGGAUCUAUGCAAACUUAACCCCACUGACAGCGAUGCUGUGCGUGGCCAAAUAGUAGUGAGUUUACAGACCCGGGAUCGGAUCGGGAGCGGCGGGCCUGUCGUCGACUGCCGGGGCCUUUCGGAAAACGAAGGGCCAGUCUAUGAAGACUCUGGGCCAGGAAGACCCCCCAGCUGCCUCAUGGAGGAGCCCCUGCCCUACACUGACAGCACAGGGGCGGCAGGCGGGGGCGUCUGCCACUUCCAGGAGUCGCCCAAUCAAGAGCAGCGGCUCCAGGUGCAGCGUAUAAGGAGCCAGGAAGCCAGGGGCCACGCCCACACACCUCAGAACCGGCCACAUGGGCACCAGUCACCAGAGCUGCCCGAGGGCUACGAGCAAAGGACCACAGUGCAAGGGCAGGUUUAUUUUUUACAUACGCAGACUGGCGUAAGCACCUGGCAUGACCCAAGAAUACCACGGGACCUAAACAGCGUGAGCUGUGAAGACUUAGGCCCUCUUCCCCCAGGCUGGGAGGUCAGGAGCACAGUGUCGGGGAGGAUUUAUUUUGUGGACCAUAACAACCGGACGACACAGUUCACAGACCCCCGGCUGCAUCACAUCAUGAGUCAACAUUCGCAGGCGAAGGAGUCGAGCCAGGCCCUCCCGGUGCCGGCGGAGACCCCCGUGGACGAGGGGCCCGAGGGCGAGCUGCCCGUGCGCUGUGAGCGUGACCUGGUGCAGAAGCUGAAGGUGCUGCGUCACGAGCUGUCGUUGCAGCAGCCCCAGGCCGGCCACUGCCGCGUCGAGGUCUCUCGCGAGGAGAUCUUCGAGGAGUCUUACAGGCAGAUUAUGAAGAUGAGGUCUAAAGAUCUGAAGAAGCGUUUGAUGGUAAAAUUCCGUGGAGAAGAAGGCCUCGAUUAUGGUGGUGUGGCAAGGGAGUGGUUGUAUCUCCUUUGUCAUGAGAUGCUGAAUCCGUACUACGGACUCUUCCAGUAUUCAACUGAUAACAUAUACACCUUACAAAUAAAUCCUGACUCCUCCAUCAACCCUGACCAUUUGUCUUAUUUCCACUUUGUGGGUCGGAUAAUGGGCCUGGCCGUGUUCCACGGGCACUACAUCAACGGCGGCUUCACGCUGCCCUUCUACAAGCAGCUGUUGGGGAAGCCCAUCCAGCUGUGUGACCUGGAGACGGUGGACCCCGAGCUGCACAAGAGCCUGGUGUGGAUCCUAGAGAAUGAUAUCACGACUGUCCUGGAUCAUACAUUUUGCGUGGAACAUAAUUCUUUCGGUAAAUUUCUUCAGUAUGAACUCAAACCUAAUGGUAGAAACAUCCCCGUCACAGAAGAGAACAAAAAAGAGUAUGUGAGGCUCUAUGUGAACUGGCGGUUUAUGAGAGGCAUUGAAGCCCAGUUUCUAGCCCUGCAGAAGGGCUUCAAUGAGUUGAUCCCACAGCAUCUGCUAAAGCCGUUCGAUCACAAGGAGCUGGAGCUGAUCAUCGGCGGCCUGGGCAAAAUCGACCUGAGUGACUGGAAGACCAACACCCGGCUGAAGCACUGCGUGGCCGACAGCAACGUGGUCAAGUGGUUCUGGCAGGCGGUUGAGUCCUUCGACGAGGAGCGUAGGGGGCGCCUGCUGCAGUUUGUAACGGGUUCCACCAGGGUGCCCCUGCAGGGCUUCAAAGCACUACAAGGUUCUGCAGGAUCUGCAGGACCAAGACUGUUUACCAUCCACCUGAUCGAUGCCAACACGGACAACUUGCCGAAAGCUCACACCUGCUUUAACCGCAUUGACAUGCCGCCCUACGAGACGUACGAGAAGCUCUACGAGAAGCUCCUGACGGCGGUGGAGGAGACAUGCGGCUUCGCCGUGGAGUGAGGAACGUCAGCUUGAGCGCUGGUCCAUUUCACCGAGGAGGCCAAGAGGGGUCUGUCUACUAGACCCAGCUGGAUUUGGAGAGGGGGCCACACGGGUCUGGGCCUGGAAGCACCGUCCCCAGGCCAACUAGAACCACCCAAUGAGGUGUGGCUGCCUGAGUGUGCAAACUAGGAGUCCCUCUCGUCUGUGCGGUGUGGGGGCCACGUCUUCAGCAUUUCCAACCGAGCCUACGUGUCCCCCAUGAAGAGUGCAGCCUACACCUGCGGAGAACAGAUCUUUCUGGCCCUGGAGGCUGGAGCUGCCUCCCUGCCAUACAGCUGCUCUCUGUAUCAGAGGGAGGUUCACCACCACUGCUUUUGGCUGUAUCUUCUCGUCGGAUUGGUUUAGGCCCGUCUAGAGCAUGGAAUGCUGGGUAAAAAGUGGCACUGACACUAAACGCUUCAGUAACACAGAUUAAUACAUGUAUUGUGUUCUUCGUGCCGGCUCGCAAUAUUUUUCUAUGAUCCCUUUAGGAAGAGGAUGGCUUUGUGCGUUUCAGGCUUCCGAACCUAUGUUCCUGUUUUUUAGGUCACUGUAACUUUUGCAUCCCCCCCCCCCCGAUGUUUGUCCUUGGUGGUUUACCGUGUAAAAUGUGUUUUAAGAAGAAGGUAUUUUUAUCGCAGUAAGGAUGUUCUCAUGUCAGGCCAUUCUUCAGAUAUCGACGGGGAAUCUCGGCCAAGGCGGCAGCCCUCCCUAGACUGCCGCAGAUGUGACGGAGUAGCACAGAAAAAGAGAAGACCGAUCGCGCCCUAUCAAUGGGCAGGUGAUGUGACAUCGACGCAGGGCAGUGUGGGAUCCACACUUUUUUACAUUUCAAGAUCAGUCCAUGUAAGAAUGUUCCUAUAGACAUAUUCAUGUAUGACACCUACGCUGGAGGAAGGCGGCAGCAGUGAUUUUAUGCUGUAUGGAAUUCACAGCAGAAUCAAGGUACACUGGCUUAGUUGAAUAUAAUAAACUGAAUAGCAUCUAUUCUGAUAUAAGAACUCAAUGUUUACAAGGAAAAACAAUGUGUGUCUAUAUGAAGCCUUGAACUAAUAUGGAUUCCAAAAGUUUGUUAAAAAUGCAAAACUGUCAGAUUACAGUGUACAAACUAUAGAAAAUUCUGUUGCUCUUUCUAAAUCCAUACUGGCAACCAUACCUCAGUCGCUUUCUGGAAGUCGUUGUAAUAUAAUAGUUUAUUUUUGUAUUUUUCUUUUGUGCGGGGAGCAGUAGGAAAAGUAUUUCACAAUGCCCUGAAUGCUUCGAGACGUAAUCGGCCAAGUGUUGAUCGGUAUUGCUUGCUGUUUGUUAGGCCUGUUAAGGGAAUGGUUUUAUAGCGUAAUAGCUCAUCGGUUUAGCUAUUUCAUUAGACAUGCAAGUAACAUUUUUUUUCUCGGCAAAGAAAUACUGUGAAAAAGGUGCUUUAGCCACUUGAUUGUGAAUAAAGUGGUAAAUUUUAACUCUUAAAUAGUCUGGUUCCCCUGUAACUUCAUUAUAACUGGAGGGAGCAAAUUAGGUCAAAUUUCAGAGUUUGGCACUUGGUUUAUAUAUAACUGUGUAUAUAUAAGCCAACUUUAUUAUUAAAUGUUCUGCAACCACUUCAUCAUGUUGGACUAAUUAUUUAUUAAUUGCGUAAUUCUUUUUUUAUAUUGCUGCUAUCACCAUUGUAUACUUUUAAAGAAAGUUAUUGUCUGUAUGUCUGAAUAAUAAUAAAGAAAAGCUGCUGCUAUUAUACACUAAGGAAGCUCGUAGAAAUCCUUAAAGAUGAAUGGAGCUAGUGCCCAGAGGCCAUGAUGUUCGUGUUUGUGAUAUAUGCAAUAAAAAGUGACAUUUAUACACUAACCCUUGGGUUAAAAUAAAAUGCCAUUAUUGUUUUUUCCCCCUCUGUAUUGUCUCUGUAUUUGCAAAACUCCUCUAACAAUGAUAGUGGGUGUUGUUUGGAAACGUUUAAUUCUGCAGAUGGAUUUGUUAUUAAGGUUGAACUUUGGUGGACAUUAAAAUGGAAUGUGCCUAUGGACUGUUCAAUGUAGCCUUUGUAAUAAUAUGCGUUCAGGAAAUACAUUCCUAUAUAGUUUGUUAAAUGCAUUAUUAAUCUGCACUUGUAGCUAGUUUUUUUUUUAUGUGCUUUUGUGUUUGCGGAAAUCGUCUAACCUCUAAAUUUGCUGAACAUCAAUUAUAUUUCUUUUGUAAAUAUGAUUUUGAAAUAAAUUAAUAUAAAUCUA
Molecule: messenger RNA, 4706 nt
Organism: Brienomyrus brachyistius
Lineage: Eukaryota; Metazoa; Chordata; Actinopteri; Osteoglossiformes; Mormyridae
Product: E3 ubiquitin-protein ligase SMURF1
Exons: 18
Coding region: 268-2466 (732 amino acids)
Biological process (GO): negative regulation of BMP signaling pathway; ubiquitin-dependent protein catabolic process
Molecular function (GO): protein binding; ubiquitin protein ligase activity
Source: RefSeq, a predicted model, not a curated record